AUGUCCGCCUCUAUCAACACUAGCACGGGCCAACAUGCCGUUGACCCAUACACAAACCAGAACAGCGAGGAUCCUCCUCUGCCGCAAAAGAUCGAAGACCUAGCCGCGUUCAUCUCAGAAGUCAAGUUUGGCAUGCUCACCGCAAUGGAGCCAGAGAAUGAAUACUUGACUUCCCGGUGCAUGGCCUUGGCUGCACAGGAGCACGGCGGUAUCGACCUCAUUUUCCAUACAAACCUCUUCUCUGGCAAAAUUUUGGACCUCACCCUACACCCCAAAGAAACCAAUAUGUCUUUCCUAGACCCAAUCAGCGGUGCCUGGGCAAGCAUAUCGGGUAAAGCAAGUGUUAUCGCCGAUCCGGCCACAGUACAGAAGUACUAUACGCCAACACUAAAAGCUUGGCUAGGCGAUUUGGGUGACGGUGUGCACAAUGGUGAAGCCACAGACCCGCGAAUCGGGCUUAUCAAACUGGAGGCCGUACUUGCAACCCACGUUGUUGCACAAAAGGGAAUCAUUGGUAGGGCUGUGGAUACAGUUAAGGGAGCUGUAAAUGGGAGCGUUCCUCCUAUCAACUCUAUUCGGGAGAUUAGUGCCCAGGAAUUGGCUGAAUGGCGCCGAACACACCAGGCAUAG
Messenger RNA from Penicillium verhagenii, 630 nucleotides. RefSeq names its product blue light-inducible protein Bli-3. NCBI's taxonomy places the organism in Eukaryota, Fungi, Ascomycota, Eurotiomycetes, Eurotiales, Aspergillaceae. Bases 1 to 630 code for a protein of 209 amino acids. The transcript has 3 exons. The record is from RefSeq and is a predicted model, not a curated record.